This is a messenger RNA of Rhagoletis pomonella (apple maggot), 4195 nucleotides long. RefSeq names its product proton channel OtopLc (gene OtopLc). The transcript is spliced from 5 exons. The record is from RefSeq and is a predicted model, not a curated record. The coding region runs from base 359 to 3817 and encodes 1152 amino acids. Gene Ontology annotation, cellular component: membrane. Lineage: Eukaryota; Metazoa; Arthropoda; Insecta; Diptera; Tephritidae. Gene Ontology annotation, biological process: proton transmembrane transport. Gene Ontology annotation, molecular function: proton channel activity.
UUGCGAAAAAAUUAAAUUGUGACGUAGUAAGCUCGCUCCAGUGCACAGCCAAAAAUAACACAUAGUAAAUAUAAAGCUGCUGCUUGGAAAGUGUUCACCGCUAUACUAACAGUACAAGGUGCAUGUGUCCCCAUUGCAGUUCUAUAAAGGCGCAACAUGUUUCGAGCGCCAGUUGAAAUGCAAAUUUGAAAUAUUCAAGUAAAAUAUCAAAACAGUUCUUAUGUGACUAUAAAGCGAAAGAGAACAAAAAAUCCUUUGGAAAAUAUUACACAAAAAUUACAAGUGCAAUCUAACAGUGAAAUCGUGCAAACCAGCAUAAAUAACAAAAACACCGUUAUAGCACUGCAAACCCGUAGCUAUGGAUAGUUCACCCGAUCUAUCCUUGAAGUUACGUCGUGGCUCCAGCGAUUCGCGCGACAACUUCUACAUGGAUUUCGCGCAAGGCAUCGACUCUGACAUCGAAGAGGUGGAUAAUAGCACCUUGACGCUGGAACCUCAACAAGCACCGCCACCACCCUUGCCGUUCGUGGCACCCGAAGAUGCACUUGCCGCCGCUGGUUUUAUACCGCCUCCACCCCUAGCCAUGCAGGGCCAACCGCUGCCAACGCUCACCGAACAUGACGACCUGCCACCAACACCACCACCGCACCACUCAAUCGGCAUCGCAGACGAUUCGCCACCCGCCUCGCCAACCUCAUCUGUACUCGAAAUGAUUCCACCACCACCACUAUCGCCACCCAUGGCCACACCACCGCCUGUUCGCGCCAUGGCACCACCUUCGCCGCCAAUUGAAACCGAAGAUGAGGGUGACGAUGCUGGCGAUGAGGAGGAAGAAGAGGAUGAUGACAAAUCCACUCCGCCACCGCCGUUGCCACCGUUGCCUUCAAAUUUUUCUUAUGUGCAUGGUAACGGUGUACAUGGACCUGGUUUGUCGGGCGCGGGCGUAGCUACACCACCGGUCACUAAGUCACCAUCAACCUCCCCUUCGCCACCAGACACCCCACCGCCAUUACCUAUGAAGUUGGCUUCGCCACCACCAUCCCUGCAAAUGCAAAUGCCCAUGCCGCCAUUGACACCGCCUUCGGAGAGUGAUCAAUCGCAACCUAACUCACCGCCGCCAUUGCCACAUCAUGCCCCAGUACCGCAGUCACCAACACGUUCAGCUGGCUCGGUUGCUAGCUCAGCUGGGUCUCAGCCCCGCUCGAUAGGUUCACAACAGCGCGUAGUCGUGGGUUCACCACCACACGCCACCAGUUCCCAACUACGUUCAAUGGGAUCACCUCAAGGCUCGAUUGCCUCACCGCCACAUUCGGCGGGUUCUCAGCCACGUUCUAUUGGUACGCCACCACGAAGUAGAGAUCCUGUGGCAGAUCGUUCAGUUACACCACCGCCAGAUUUCGGAGAGCCUAGUGAUGUGAUUGCAGCCGCCUUAGCUGCAGCUGUUGAAGUGAAAUCAGCUGAACUGAUUCAGGGCAUUACCCACGGUGCUGCCUAUUAUAUGAUCGACGAAACCAAAUCAUCAAAUGAAGAUGAGUCCACGACUAUAACCACCCCGCCGAGUAAUGGGUAUUCGGCGUCUUCUAUCAUUGCCCCACCCGCUGAUCAGUUGGGUGAGUUGGAGCAGGAUGUCGGUUUGAUGUUAGCUGACAUACCACCCCCACCAGGUAUGGAAGAUGAAGCACCAGAAGAAGAUCAGGUCGAAGGAAUGGAAAUAGAGGAAGAAAGUAAAAAGCAGGCAGAAGAGCCUAUGGAAGUCGACGAAUUAAUUGAAGAAGGUGAAGUUUCAAGUGAAAAAACUCACAUGUCUGAGCGUCAACUAAGCGAUGCUGUAACAGAGGAUCACACAACUGCCGAUACCCCAGCAGACGAGGUGGUUGAGGCUCGUGGCACGCCGACAUCACAAGCAACACCGCGUAGUACGCCGCAUCCUACACCACCACCCUCUGGUUCGCCUAAGAAAAAACGCAGUAGUGUAACCGGCAGCGGUGCCGGCAGUCGUGGCCCAAGCCGUAGCGCUAGUCGUAGCGGUAGCCACAGCGGUAGUCAUGGCGGUAGUCGCACUGCUAGUCGCAGCGGCAGCGUACGCGGCAGUAUUGCAUCACGUGCAGGUAGCAUAGCAGCCACCUCGGUUGCUUCGGCUGCAGCAUCCAUUGCAUCUGGUUCGCAUGGCGCUAUUGAAGUAGCAGCGGCAACGGCAGCAGCUGUGGCAUCACCGCAAACCUCAGUCAAGUCGGUACGCAGUCAACCGUCAAUAAAGUCGUCUUACUCUAAACAUAGCGCAUCGCCACCAAUGAUGAAAAGUCCACCGGAGGGCGAUCGAGCACCGGUGAUGCCAUCGCCACCAACAAUGCGCUCACCACUUCUAUUAAAGAGUCCACCAUUAAUGCAUAGUCCACCGAAGGUGACCAGUCCACCGAGAGUGUAUAGUCCACCGUUGGUAGGUAGUCCACCUACGCGCAAAACGGAUGCUGGAGAUUUGAAAAGAGAAGAGGAAGAAAAGCAAGCAAAGGGUGCAGCUGCAAGCACCUACAGCGGCGAUUCGGCAGCCGCGUCUAGUGAGACCUUAGACGCCGCUUCAGUCGUUUCACCCACCGCGAUGAGCACAGCACCGAUAACAGCGAGCACAUCGCUGAGCUACCAGGACGAACAGCAACCGCAACAGCAUGUGAUGCGCGCUCACCUCAGCAGUCAUCAUCACUACCACCUGCCACAUCAGUUCCAGCACCCACACCAUCAAAAUCAUCACACGCACGGCGGUGUGCCUGUGGCUACGCCCACUGUGCCCGCCAGCUAUGCGGGGACGCAACAUUUACUGCACCACCAAAAAGCGGCGGCAACCUACAGCAGCAGCGCGAUGGAUGAGGAUAGCAGCGGCAGCGUGAGUGGUGGUGGUAGCGGUCCAACACCACCUGCCAAACCGCCACACGUGCAAGAACGUCGCUCACCGCCAAGCGUCGCGAGCGUCACAGCAGCCACAGCAACGUCGAGUGUCAUGCUGGCCGUAGAUGCUGCGUCGACUCCUUCAGUGUCGCCCGGCCGUUUGGCUGCGCGGCUACGAGACUCCGGCUCACAUCAUCGUGUGACCAUCGAUGAAUCGAAUAUGCCUACGUCUUCGGCGCUAAGUCAUCAGCUGGAUGUGAGUGGCGGUGGUGGUGGAGACAAUGGUGAUGCUGGUAGUGGUGGUGGUGGUGGGGCAGGUGGUUCAGGACCACCAUCGCCCGGCUCAUCAAAUCGCAGGCUCUCGUCGGCGCUGGGGGACGAUCGCCAGACAGGACAUUUAGCGUUAAUGUAUCAUUCACAUCAGUUAACCAGCUAUCCGGUGUUGCCAGCCAUUAAACGCACGCAUCGACCGUCGUUCAUUUAUCCGCCGAUGCCGCGAGUCAGAGCUGGUGAUGCUUUAGCAACGCUCUUUUCUGCAUUAUAUGGCAAAUUACUGGUGGUAAUGGGCAUCGCCUUUCCAAUGGCCGAAGUUAUAUCUACUUAUAUACCACCUUCCUUUUAUGAGGUGUAUUACCUAUACUUGUACAUUGGAAGUAUGAUAUUCCUGCUCUUCAUGUAUGCAACACUGCUUUGGGGUCGUCCAAAAAUUCCAGUGAAUAUAACAUCACCCAGUAAAUCCGCUUCAAAAGCACGCUCUUCCACUGCCUCGGAUAGUAUGGACGAAUCGGACACUGACAGCAAUUCGACGCACACCAAACGCAUACCAACGGUGAUACCGGCCCGAAGGCCCUCGCUGUUGGCACCGCUCGGUCGACAACAUCACUAUGGCUCCUUCUAUCUGCGCAUGGGUGCAGUGGGUGAGUAUUUAUGUAUGUAAAUAUGUAGCAUAAACUUUGGGAGAUGAUGCUAAAUCAUCUACCACAUAUACUACUAGCAUACAUACAUAUGAACAUAAGGACGUUGAAGUGGUAAAAGUGAAGCGGCAAAGUUGAACGAAGCAAAUUCUAUAUGUAUGUAGUUUUAAAUAUCCUUUUUUAUUUAUGGGUGCAUGUUUAUGUACUUGUGGAGGUCCAUAUACUUCUACUAUGCAUAUCAACCGUCCGUAGAGCAUCUUGAAUUGCGUGAAAUAAAAUCGCGAGCUCUCGCAUAUAUAUUCGUUGAAUUUAUGAAGAUUUAUUUGCUGACUGUACAGCGUAAGCAUUUUUAUGCAUUUAAUGAAAAUUUAUGAAGCUGCAGCGCUAGACGUACAUAUAUA